AUGUUCUAUCAACCUGGAAAAGAAGACCACGGUUUACCGUACGAUCCAUUCAAAGCAUGCGUCCUCCCCCGCCCCAUAGGUUGGAUAUCCACCCUCUCCCCAACCGGCGCUGCAAACCUAGCCCCCUACUCGCAAUUCAACAACCUAACCUUCGACCCCCCUUACGUCAUGUUCAGCGCAAACCAAACACCCAGCAACAGCCAGAAAGAUACCGUCCGCAACGUCGAAGCUACAGGGAAGUUUGUGUGGAAUCUAGCGACGUAUGAAUUGAGGGAGGAAGUGAAUAGAAGUGCAGUGCAGGAAGAGUAUGGGGUUGAUGAGUUUGAGAUGGCGGGCGUGGAGAAGGAGGAUAGUAGGGUGAGUGGGGUUGUUGUUGGGGGAAGUGGUGGGGAUGGGAAGGAAGGGAGGAGGGAGAUGAUGGUGCCGAUGGUUAAGAGGAGUCCGGUGAAGUUUGAGUGCGAGUACUACACCACCCUACGCCUUCCUGGGAAUCCGCCUAUGGGCUCGGCGGAUGUGGUGAUUGGGAAGGUGGUUGGUGUGCACAUCGAUGAGCGCGUUUUGACGGACGGCAAGAUCGAUGUAAGGAAGACGGAGCCGAUUGCUAGGUGUGGGUAUUAUGAGUAUGCGGUUGUGAGGGAGACGUUUGAUAUGCGGAUACCGGGGGAGGACAAGGCGAUUUUGGCGGGGUUGGAGGGGAGUGCGAAGAAGAAUGAGAGGUUGGAUAGGGUGGGGGAUGUAGAUGGGGAAGACAUGCGAUGA
Molecule: messenger RNA, 759 nt
Organism: Alternaria arbusti
Lineage: Eukaryota; Fungi; Ascomycota; Dothideomycetes; Pleosporales; Pleosporaceae
Exons: 2
Coding region: 1-759 (252 amino acids)
Molecular function (GO): FMN binding
Source: RefSeq, a predicted model, not a curated record